GUGUGGAACAGGAGUCACUGCUGCAUGAAGCCCUAGACUCCGACCGGACCGAACCGCACCGCACACACGUGUGUGUUUUUACCCACAUUUGGAUUUAAACACUGGGAAUUCUGCAACCCUCCUGCUCACAUCUGCGUGUGUGGAGACAGAGCAUUGUAUUUUUAGAUGCUCUAAGCGGAACCAAAUACCCCCCAUAGUGCUGACUCCUCCCACCCCACCCCCCGCUCCUCGACAGACGGACGGCAUUCCAAACGGUCGCAGCACAGGACCAAGAGCUUCCUCACACACCCACCCACACACACCCACACACACACACACACUCUGGUUGAUUUUAAAAAAUCUAUUUCUUCCACUGGACUCUUUAAAUGAUGGAAAUAUUUUGUCCAUUUUUGUGGAGUCAGAUGGAUUGAGCUCUGCUGCAUUGAACCCUGCUGGUUGAGCCCUGCUGGAUUGAGCCCUGCUGGACGCAGUGAGCUCCAAUGCUGUGCCCCUGUAUGCUGUUUGUUUUUUUCUUUUGGAGCAACAGUCUGAUGUGGAUACUGCAGCAAUCUGGUCUGGACUUUAACAUGGAGGGCAUGUGGACCCAGAGGAGAUACAGCCCCUGAGCUACGACUGCUGCCACCACCACUGCUACUGCUGUGAUACUACUGAGAUGCUCAUGCCUCGUGAGGGCGGGAGGGAUGAAGCUCAGAAGCUGCACAGAAAAUGGAUGAAACAUCAGGCCUUCAUGGCCGAACUGGCUCACAAUAAAGAAUGGCUGGCCAAGAUUGAACAGGAGGGGGAGGAACUGAUCCAGGAGCAGCCUGAACUGCGUGCUGUGGUCCAGCAGAAACUGCAGGAAAUGCGUGAGUGCUGGACCCAGCUGGAGAGCACCACCAAGGCAAAGGCACGGCAGCUCUUUGACAUGCAGAACCACCGCACGGUGGAGCCGGGCCCGCCGAGCCUGUGUGUGCUGGACCAGCACCUGUCUGUAUUACAGAACGAGCCGCCGGUGCCAGGCACCUCACUCAGCAUGCACGGCGUGCCAGCCACACCCACCACACCCACCACCCUCCUAUCUCCGUGCACCACCUUCAGCCAGCAGCUCCAGAGGAUACAAUCGAUGGAGGCUCAGAUGCAACAAUAUCAGGGUGUAGCAGAGCUGAGGGGCGGGGCCAGUGUCAGUGGGCUGAGUAAUUUGGGCGGGGCUCGGCUUCUGCAGCGUGGCCCAAUAGGAGUUCAAGAUGAGGACAGAGGGGGCAUGGCUGAGACACGAAUCUGCCGUUUGAUUGAACCUCUGAAGGAAAGAAGGCGGAUCCUUCUGGCCUCUAAAGAAAUGCACCAAGUCACACAGGAGCUGGAAGACGAGAUUGUUUGGAUUCAGGAGCGCCUGCCUAUAGCCUCCUCUAAGGAAUAUGGGACUAACCUACAGAAUGUUCAGCAGCUUGUGAAAAACCAUGAGGUUUUGCAGCUGGAAAUGCAAGCUCAAAGGGGACGGCUUGAGGAAAUCCUAGAGCGGGCGGAGAAUGUUGCUGCCCUCCGAACUCCAGAGGCGGAGCUUGUGAGAGAGGGGGCGGUACAUGUGAGGCAGCUUUGGGAGAUGCUCCAGGUGGAGGCGGAGCGUCGUACUCUAAUGCUGGAUGCAGUAAGCUACGCCCAGCAGUAUUACACAGAGGCUUCUAAGGCAGAGUCUUGGCUGAGUGGACAGAAACUCCAUGUUCUCAACCAGGAGAAUGGCAACGAUGAGGCAAGCACUCUGAGGUUGCUGAAGGAACAGUUGGCUUUGGAGCAGAAGGUGGAGAAUUACGCAGAGACAGUGACCUUCCUGUCUCAGCAAUGCCACCGCAUGCUAGAGCAAGGACACCCUGACAGUGAGCAGAUCACCAAGCAGCAGGCGCACAUCGACCGGCUCUAUGUCUCACUGAAGGACCUGGUGGAGCAGAAGAAAGCCAAGCUGGAGCAGCAGUACUGGCUGUACCAGCUCAAACAGGAGGUGGACGCACUUGAGAAGUGGAUCUCAGAGAGGGAGGCUGUGGCUAGCUCCACUGAGCUCGGACAGAACCUGGAGCAUGUGACAGUGCUGCAGGAUACAUUCAUUGAGUUCCGUGAGGAGACGAGCUCAGCAGGCCAGCGGCAGAUGGACUCUGUCAACAAGAUGGUGAACGAGAUGAUUGACUGUGGACACGCAGACGCUGCCAUCAUCGCAGAGUGGAAGGAUGGCCUGAAUGAGUCGUGGGCAGAUCUGCUGGAGAUCAUGGAGACAAGGGGGCAGAUGCUCACUGCAUCACACCAGCUUCACAGGUUCUUCACCGACUGCCAAGAGGUGCUAGUGCAGAUUGAGGGGAAGAUGAGGCAAUUACCAGAGAUGCGUUCGUGUCAGGUGAGCACAGCCAACCCAGGAACACUGCAGAGACUCCUGCACAACUACGAACACUCCCUGCAGUUGCUGGUGUCACAGGUGCGACAGCUACAGGAGAAUGCAGCGCAGCUCCGUGCGAUCUACGCGGGGGAAAAAGCUGACGCCAUCUUAGCCCGGGAACAGGAAGUGAUGCAAGCAUGGAAAGACCUGCUGGUGGCAUGCGAGGGCAGUCGUGUGCAGGUUACCACAGUAACGGACAAAAUCCAGUUCUUUGCAGUGGUGCGUGAGCUCAGCAUGUGGACAGACGGUAUCAUGGGACAGAUGGGGAGUACUGAGGAAACAAGGGAUCUGUCAGUCCUGGAUGGUUUGAUUUCACAGCACCAGACUCUGAAGAGUAAGAUUGACAACAAGACCAGCAGUUUCACACAGUGUGUAGAGAUGGGAAAGGUGCUACUGGCAGCACACAACCCUGCAGCAGAGGAGGUGAAGGAGAAGUUGGAUUAUGUGAUGGUGAAGCAGAAAGAGCUGAAUGACAAGUGGGAGCAGAACUGGGAAAAACUUCAGCGCAUUCAACAAAGCCUAGAGUCAUCUGUUCCAAACAUGGUCGAGCCUGUGUGGCUCUCAUUGAAGGAGCCAAUCAGCAGUGGCCAUGAGGCAGAAGGUGGGACUACUGAUGAGGUCGAGCAGCUGAUUCGUCGUCAUGAGGCAUUCCGCAAGGCUGCAGCCAAAUGGAAAGAACACUUUAGCAGCUUACGGCAGGCAGAGAAACUGAAGUCGGAGCAGAGUAAGGCACCUGCCUCCUCAUCUCUCCUCAACAGACAGAUGUUCCCUCUCUCCUGCCUGGUGCCUAGCUCUUCUUCCUCAUCCUCUUCCUCCUCUCUGUUCCGGAACCCUCUGCAGGACACACUUCUCGAAUCCAAGGCUGUUUCAGACCUUUCACACACUGUGGUGCAUACAGCCACACACCCACUCACCCAGAGGAUCUCCUCUGUUGUAAAUCGAUACUCACCAAUCAUGAAUGGCUCCCCUUACCAUGGGCUGAACCAACAAGUCAGUGUUUUGGGGACAAACACCUCCAGUUUUGCUGGAAUAAACCAACAGGGUAUUUUAGGGGUGGACAGCUCUAGUUACACUGGGCUAAACCAACAGAUUGUCAUGGGUGCUGAGGGCUCUAGCUCCCAUGCUAUGAACCAUCUUGGAACUGUGGGGGUGACUGAACCCAAAACGUCAUAUGGCUGGCAGCACCUAAAGUCUGACUUCCUCCAAUCCAACGUAAACCACGUCCACAGGGCGGUGGUGGCCCUGGGUGGGGCAGUGGAGGGCCCGGGACCCUCGGUGUGCAUGGACCCUUCGUUGGAGAUGAUCCACAGCCGUCUGCAGAGGGACCCACGAGGCAGCCGUUCGGACCCCCAAAUGGACCACCUGCGGCGGGAGAGGGAGUACCGGCUUGGCCGACAGACCUCCAGUGAGCAGGAGAUCCAGGCCAGGCUCAACGAGCUGCCACUCAUCGUAAGACAGGAGCGGUACCGGCGCCGACUGGAGAGACAGUCGUCCAGUGAGCAUGAGGGCAGUGGCAAGCACAGACUACAGAGGCAAGAUUCCAGUGAUCAGGAGGAAGGGUCAGACAAAAGACAAGGAGAGAGGUGCAUGACCAUGGCUGAGGUGGUGGAUCAAGUCCAGGAACGAGAAGCCUGCCUUGCAAGGGGGGAGGUGUAUCGCCCCCCAAGUAGCCUUUCUGCCCCUGUCACCCGCCUCGAUCGCCCUCGAGCUCGUGAUCGUCCUAAGCCGCGGCGGCGGCCACGACCCAAAGAGCCAGAGGAGACACGGCGUUCUCGAUCUGCUCCGGCUCAGAGCGCCCCAAGCCUGCCCCAGCACCCCAUGCACACAAUCCACCAUGAGGGCUUCCUCUACUGCAAGCACAGGGAGGAGACUGGCACAGAGAGUAGCCCUAACAGGUCGUGGAUGAACCUGUUGUGUGUGCUAAACAAGGGAGAGAUUGUUUUCUACAAGGACAUCAAGAACAAGAACAAGAUGAUCUCUUACGAGGACGAGCCCCCAAUCAAUCUGGCUGUCUGCACCGUCGACACCACCAACGGCUACAAGAAGAAGAAGAACGUCUUCAUCCUCAAGACUGAAACUGAAGGCGAUUAUAUUUUCCUGGCUAAAGACGAGGAGGAACAUAAAGCCUGGGUGAACAGUAUAAAUGCCAGCCUGGAGGAGAUAGAGGAGAUCACUAAGUGGGAGAAACCUACCACCUCCUCCACUGACCCCGACAAAUCAGAACGCAAGGAGUGUUCAGAGGGGGCGGAGCCAUCUGAAGGGGCGGAGAGAUCUGAGAAGUCUGAACGGUCUGAGAGAUCAGACAAAGGAGAGCGGUCCGACAAAAGUUCAGAAAAGAGAGAUACACUGGAGAGAGAGAGAGUGGAAAGACGAGAGCAAGACAGGGGAGAGAGAAGAGAGCGAGACAGAGGA
Molecule: messenger RNA, 4810 nt
Organism: Electrophorus electricus (electric eel)
Lineage: Eukaryota; Metazoa; Chordata; Actinopteri; Gymnotiformes; Gymnotidae
Gene: sptbn4a
Product: spectrin, beta, non-erythrocytic 4a
Molecular function (GO): phospholipid binding; protein binding
Source: RefSeq, a predicted model, not a curated record